Mizuhopecten yessoensis (Yesso scallop) is the source of this 1659-nucleotide messenger RNA. RefSeq lists its product as uncharacterized. The coding region runs from base 294 to 824 and encodes 176 amino acids. NCBI's taxonomy places the organism in Eukaryota, Metazoa, Mollusca, Bivalvia, Pectinida, Pectinidae. The transcript is spliced from 6 exons. The record is from RefSeq and is a predicted model, not a curated record.
ACGUCAUGGACAUAUUCCACACAUGCCAGUUUGUGUACACGGUAUCCCCCAACAAACGGGUAGCUGACAGCGGUAAGGGAUUAACUAAGUAAGCAUUCCUGUGGGAGAGAUAAAGCGUGGGCAACUUCUCACAGCAAUGGCUUCCUGAGAAUUCCUCGUUCAUGAAGAUUCAAUUCCAAAAUGACGCUCUAGCUAAAACACCUCCUAGUGCCAAAGCUGACAAGGGGAGAUAAUGUGUGUUGUACGAAGGGUUCGGUGACAGGAGCUAUAUCUAGAACGUGUGAGCGGACUCCAUGUUGCUACCCACAGGGGAAAUGGGGUGCGGUAGAAGCAAGCAUCACUCCAGGGACGACAGCAUGACAGAUUUGGACUCUGACCCUAAAGCUAAACGCAACAAAGUGUCCAAGGACAAGAAAAAGACAAGCAUAGAGAAGAAGGGCCCCCCUGAGGUGACAAUUGACCGCCCAGUGGCCACUGUUGGUGGUAAGAGAGGGCAGGAAGUGGAGUCGGGGGUGCUCAAGUCACGGCGUCCCACGCCUGCCCACAACAACGGAACUGUCUUACAGACUCUGCAGACAGAAAUCAAAGUGACGGUCAACGAAGAAAAAGUUAUUCCUAACGAAAUGACACGUGGUAGCUUUGGUACAAAAGAAAAAACUGGAGACGGCCAAAAUCAAUUUAUACGAGUAACAAAUAGCCAGAUAGAAUUUUUCAAAAUGCUGGAUGAAAAAAUAGAACAGGGUCAGGAAUUCACGUCGGAAGAAGAUGUGUCACAGACUAGUGAUCAGGCUACCACAGACAAUUUUAGGAAAUAUACGCAAUGAUACUCAUCUUUUAUAUUAAACAUUAUCAUAGGUCAAAGGUCAAGGCUGGCCUUAUACCUAGAUCACGUGGUGUACUAAACAAAGGUAUCUUUAAAAGAUCAAAGUUCCUGACACGGAUGUCAUUACAUAUGUUUGGUUCUGUUGGACAUCAUAACAAAUGGUGUUACGAUGGCGUUUAUAUUUUCUCGUUUGUCACGCAAUAGUUCAUAUUCCUGGUGCAAGAGACAUUUCAAAGCUGCGAUGACGAGGUGCAAUGACAUGGUAGAGGAUAGAUGCAAUGACUAUAUAAAUUAUUGUUAAUAUGUACUACUGUGCUCAAUUAGUAGUUUUUUAUUUUCCUUAUGUUUUAUUUUACACUUGCUACAUCACUCAGUUUUUUUAAAUAGUUCUGAUCUCCGAUCGGAUGGUGCAAUCAUGAUGCAUUUUGGUGAAUAUUUGUAAGUAAAUGUAUUGUGUUUACAAGAUUUAACAUUUGUGCCACCGAACAAGUCUGUAAACCGCUGACUUCUUCUCCUCCCUGUAGAAAUAGGUAUAACUAAAGCCUCACUGGCUGUCAGUAUGUAUAGCUACACUUCACGCUGGCUGUCCAUCAUGAUGCUACACUUCACAUUGUGUGUCAAACGUGAAGCUAAACUUCCGGCUGGCUGUCAAGCGUGAAGCUAAACUUCCGGCUGUCUGUCAAACGUGAAGCUACACUUCACACCAGCAGUCAAAAAUGUAGCUAAACAUCCCACUGGCUGUCAAACGUGAAGCUAUACUUCACACUGACUGUCAAACGUGAAGCUACACUUCACACUGACUGUCAAACGUGAAGCUAUACUUCACACUGACUGUC